This is a messenger RNA of Stylophora pistillata, 2932 nucleotides long. RefSeq names its product acid-sensing ion channel 2. Gene Ontology annotation, molecular function: ligand-gated sodium channel activity. Gene Ontology annotation, biological process: sodium ion transmembrane transport. Gene Ontology annotation, cellular component: plasma membrane. The record is from RefSeq and is a predicted model, not a curated record. Lineage: Eukaryota; Metazoa; Cnidaria; Anthozoa; Scleractinia; Pocilloporidae.
AUCAUUUUUUGUCGAAAGCACUAACUUUUAUGCAAACAAAUGGAGAUGCAAAAAGAACUCAUUUCCUUUUAAGAAAAGUCAUUAAAGGUUUCGUUAAUUGUUUGUUCAAUUUGAAAAUGAAAUUUUCAUAAGGCCUGCAUAUUAUAUUUAUGACUUGGUGGAUAAGUAAUACAAAUCUCAAGACUGUAUGAAAUUUGUUCCCUAGUCGCGCUAAAAUAACCUCCGUAACCGUCGAUUUAAUCCAUCAUGCGCAAUUUCGAUACUAAUGUCACUAAAAGGAAACACUGUCCAAAACUGAAUGUCAAAGAUUUCUGCCAAUUGUAAGUCUCUCAGACUAAAUUUACAUCCAAGCAGAUUUAUAAAUUAUUCUGAAGAAGAAUGCCAGUAACAAACCAAAGAAAUGAGAUUAUUCUGAGAGGGGAAGCCACCCUGCACGAAAGUGAAGCACGAACAAAAAAUCCCAAGAUUGAUGGGCCAGACACAAAUAAUGGCAAUUGUGAAGGACUGAGAUCGUUCGCCCAGGAUACCACUCUCCACGGAGCCAGAUUUUUGUUCUCUGACAGCUUUUUCAGAAGACUGGUUUGGUUGGGGAUGAUACUAGCGUGUUUCAGCUUCUGCGCUCAUCAAGUCAACAUUUGUUUAAAGCAGUAUUCCCUUUAUCCUUUCAACACGAAAAUGACAACCAACUUUCGUACAGAUGGCAGUCAGCUUCCCUUCCCGGCUGUAACCUUGUGCAAUCUCAAUCCUUUUAAUACUCGAAGAUACAGACGAUAUGUAGGAGUAAAUUCUAGUGAAGGUGAGAUCGAAAGACAAAUUCAAGAUAUAUCUCUCCUGACGACGAGAUCAGAUGAUAUUUCGAAGGGAGACUUUGAAAAACGCCACGACGGGCUUUUUUAUCGUCCAAAAACGGCAAGCUAAACCAACCCUCAUGCAAUGAAAUUUAGUCAUCAGAUUGAAGACAUGCUUUUACCAAAGGGCCACCAGCUUCAUCCUUGUUCCAUCAAUGGAAAGAAAUGCGACGUAAACAACUUCACAAGCUUCCUUAAUCAACUUUUUAAGAAAUGCUACACAUUCAAUGCAGCAAAAAGUGACAGGCCAGUGUUAAAUGCUUCAUUUGCCGGCCAGCAAAGCGGUUUGAAGCUACGACUUAACAUCGAACGUGAGAGGUAUCUACCAAAUUUGUUGUGGCCUUCUGUUGGAAUCAUAAUUCUUAUCCACGACCAAAACAGCUUUCCCAUUAUUGAGGAGUUUGGAAUUACUGUUCCACCAGGGAUGUCUACUACGUGUGCUAUACGUAGGAGAAACAUUACAAACCUGCCACACCCGUACAGCACCAAGUGUAAAGAAGGGACCCUUGAAGCGUUCAACGGAGCCUCUCAGAUUGCUUACAGCAAACAGGCCUGUCUUAUAAAAUGUCGCAAUAAGUACACUAUCAAAACUUGCAACUGUACACCAACAAAAUUCAAAGCCGAUCCCGGAGUUCCCUUCUGUGCGCCGAUUGAAGAAGCUACUUGUGUUUACAAGUCUCUUGAGGAGUUUGGCAACUCAGAUGAAAGGAAGACAUGCGAGAAGGAAUGCCCUGAGCCCUGUAAUCAAAUCGAGUACAAGACUUCAAUCUCAUACAGUGGACUGCAGAGGGGAGCUCUAAUUCAACAUCUCAUGUCCUUCCUAAAUGGAACUGAGAAAUCAUCAGUCGAUCGAUCGAUUUACGAGCCUCUGUUGAAUAUGACGAAAGCUGAAAGGGAAAAAUACAUUGAUGACAACAUAAUUUCAUUGGAUAUCUAUUUUGAAGACCUAAGUGUCGACAUUAUUACACAGACUCCACUCUAUGAGACUUGGGCUCUAAUCGGAAACUUAGGAGGGACUUUUGGUCUGUUCUUGGGAAUGAGUUGCCUCACUCUUUUUGAGUUUGUGGAUUUCGCGUUCAGGAAAAUUGCUCAUUUGGCUAAAGGCGACCGGGGUAAAAGAGCCGUCAAUGUCCAGUACCAAACUGAAUAGCACAACUUUGCGGAUUACGAGUAAAUGAGAUGUUGUUAUCUCGUUUAAAAAAUUACGUGUAAAUUUACGCAAUCCACUCCCCCACUGCAGCUAACGCUUCUUGCUCUUCCAGUACAGCUACCUUCGGAAAAAUUCCUAUGGAGCUACCAACAACGAAAGCUCUGUUGUUCGAUGCUUAAUUCUGCUUGCAAAUUUGAGACAGUGCACCACUGCCCCUAUGUUACACAAUGUUUGGUGAUCGUGGGAAUAGCCAUCUCGGUGCUCGUGAUGUCAGGCCUUUGAAGCAGUUUAAGCUCUAGAUAUUCUCAUCCUUAAAAAAUUAUAAAAUAUAAUUGCGAUAAUAAUGAUGGACUUCACCUUUAAUUUUAAUAAAAUUAAGAGCGACUCAAGCAGGGAAGUUAAUGCUGAGCAAAGCACCAAGCAGUGCAAAUAUCCAUUUAUUUAACUUAUCUAUAAAAUGACGUAUUUCUAGACAGUCCGAUUCAGUGCUUUCUCCCCAUACAUCACCAGAUUGCCCGAUUGAGGCAACGUGGUUUUCAAUGAUUAACCUAUUAAUUUUCAUAGUCCCUGCACAAUGAUCAGUGUGUUCUUAACCAAAGAGGGAACGCACUAUUCACGACAAUUCCUAUUCAUUAAAAUAAUAAUUUGAAUUUCCAUAUACAUAAUUAAACGCUCUGCACAUAAUUUUACUUUAAGAAUGUACCACUUCAGUAGUGCAAGGUAGUGUCGCGCACUUCUGAUUAAUGAAGCUGUUAUCAGUUACAAAAUAUGAACUACAACCUUUGUAUAGUUUCAAAGAAGUUUCAUUUUAGCUGAACUUUCGUUUGACAUAAUGGUAAUUUAUCUCUGUUGGAACCCCUGUAAAAUCUCUGUUGAAACCACUGUAAAAUCAUCCUGCAUCUUUUAGAAAAAUAAACCUCACUACAUUAUUCAA